AUGCGAAAAGUUGCGAACUUAUCCAUGCAAAGAAAAAACUCACUACGAGAACAGCUCCAGUGGCUCGCAGAUUUCGUUGGCAAGGACGAGAAUGGGGAGGGAUGCACUGUAUGUGCAGCUAUCGAGGUGAUUGAAGCACAUUGUCAACAACUCAAGGAUGAGCUGGCCGCAAAGGAAGAAGAGCUGGGGUCAGCUGCACAAAAGGUUUCGAUGGUUUCUGAACGUUUAGAAAUGGAAUUGGCGGCUAAGCAGGCUCUUCAAGCUAAAUACAACUGUGUCAAGGCUGAUCACCAAAAAUUUCUUCUCCGGCAAAAAGUCGAAGAACUUGAGGAUCUUGCGUUGAUUAGAGCACUUUGUCGAGAGCUCAAAGAUAAGCAGGACGCAAUGGAAACUCUUCAAGCUAAAUACGACCGUGUCAAGGCUGAUCAACAAAAGCUCAAAGAAACAAUUGCGAAACAGAAGGGGGUCGGCCAAAUGAUCGUCGAUGUUCUGAAGAAGCAAGGGCCAAGGACUCGCGGACGCUUCAAACUUCUUCUGAGAAACAACUCACUACAAGAACGGUUCCAAUAUCUCACAGUCAUGAUGGACGAGACUGAGAAUGAGCUCAUGUCUUUGAUGGAACAAAACGAAGAUCUUCGUCAAAAGAACGAUUACCUGGAGGCUGAUAAAAGAAGUUACGACAGGAUGUUGAAAUUCUGGAGGGAAGUCAUCAACUUCUCGCGGAUAUCGAAGGAUGAGCCAGUGGAGAAGAAAGAAAUGUCUGAUGCUAAUGUUCAAACUGAAGACUUCGGACAUCUCGAGGAUGGAUGGACCUUGUGUACAACUAUCGAGGUAAAGUUGAUUGGAGCACUUUGUCGACAACUCAAGGAUAAACAGGCCGCAAUGGAAGCUCUUCAAGCUGAUUACGACCGUGUCAAGGCUGAUCAACAAAAGUCCCUUCUCCGGGAAUUACGCGACCAGCAGGAAUUCGAAGAACUUGUGGAUCUUUAUCGGAAGGCUGCUGAGCAUGAGAAGCUCCGCGGUGGAAUGGAAAAUCAAGGUCUGUUCGCGUUUUGGAGCAAUGGAGUUUUGGAUCAAACGUUUCGAUCGCUUGAGGAUUCGUUCGAAGAAGCGAUUGCGAAACAAAGCGAGAUCGGCGCGCUUGGGAGCAAUGGAGUUUUGGAUCAAACGUUUCGAUCGCUUGAGGAUUCGCUGCAAGAAGCGACUGCGAAACAAAACGAAGUUGACCAAAUGAUCGUCGAUGUUCGGAAGAAGCAAAAGCCAAGGAUCUGCGGAUGCUACAGACCUCUUCUGUCCAAUACAUCUAAAAUUUGCUUCCGUUGCAACGAGGCAAUGAGUGGAGCAAUCGGGUCGCGAAUCGAAGUUGGGCCCUGUGGUUGCGAGGAGAGCAUGCAGUUGCGGCAUAGAAAUAACUCACUACAAGAACAGCUCCAAUAUCUCACGGAUGUCGUUGGCAAGGAUGAGACUGAGGGCGAUCACAUGUCUUUGAUGGAACAAAACGAAGAUCUUCGUCAAAAGAAUUAUCAUCUGGAUGCUGAUAACAAGAAGUUACGACAGGAUGUUGAAAUUCUGGAGGGAAGUCAUCAACUUCUCGCGGAUAUCGUGAACAACGCCUUUAUCGAUUCGUCGGAGCCAUUUAGGAAGGAUGAGCCAGUGGAGAAGAAAGAAUUGUCUGACGCUCAAACUGAAGUCUUCGGACGUCUCGAGGAUGGAUUCCCUGUGUGUACAACUAUCAAGAUGAUUGAAGCACUUUAUCAAGAACUCAAGGAUAAGCAGGCCGCAAUGGAAAAAGAGCUGGGGUCAGCUACACAAAAAAUGGCGAGGGUUUUUGAACGCUUAGAAAUGGAAUUGAAGGCUAAACAGGCUCUUCAAGCUGAUUACGACCGUGUCAAGGCUGAUCAACAAAAGUUACUUCUCCGGGAAGAACGCUACAAGCAAGAAUUCGAAGAACUUGAGGAUCUUUAUCGGAAAACUGCUGAGCAAAAUGAGAAGCUCCGCGAUGAAAUGGAAAAUCAAAGGCUGGACGCGUUUGGGAGCAAUGGAGUUUUGGAUCAAACGUUUCGAUCGCUUGAGGAUUCGCUGCAAGAAGCGACUGCGAAACAAAACGAAGUUGACCAAAUGAUCGUCGAUGUUCGGAGAAGCAAGAGCCAAGCUGAUGAAAUUCUGAAGGGAAGUCAUCAACUUCUCGCGGAUAUCAUGAACAACGCCUUUAUUCUUUCGUCGAAGCCAUUUAGAAAGGAUGAGCCAACGGAGAAGAAAGUAGGAGCGUUUUCGCUCGAAGAAGCUAUUGCGAAACAAAACGAGUUCGACCAAAGGAUCGUCAAUGUUCUGAAGAAGCAAGAGCCAGGAUGCUUCCAAUCUCUUCUGGUGGGCUUCUUGGUGAUCGUCAUAGUCUUCUUCGCCUCGCUCGCUUCCGUUCCCGUCGACUCAACCGACCCAAAUGCGCUUUAUGAUCGACAUCACUACAUC
This is a messenger RNA of Mesorhabditis belari, 2469 nucleotides long. NCBI's taxonomy places the organism in Eukaryota, Metazoa, Nematoda, Chromadorea, Rhabditida, Rhabditidae. The record is from the annotation of a GenBank genome assembly.